Molecule: messenger RNA, 2080 nt
Organism: Xenopus laevis (African clawed frog)
Lineage: Eukaryota; Metazoa; Chordata; Amphibia; Anura; Pipidae
Gene: socs3l.S
Product: suppressor of cytokine signaling 3-Like S homeolog
Exons: 3
Coding region: 448-1095 (215 amino acids)
Biological process (GO): protein ubiquitination; phosphatidylinositol phosphate biosynthetic process
Cellular component (GO): phosphatidylinositol 3-kinase complex
Molecular function (GO): 1-phosphatidylinositol-3-kinase regulator activity
Source: RefSeq, a predicted model, not a curated record
CAGGCAAAAAAAAAAAACAGCCUCCUUCAAAAAGUAAAAAGCUUUGAAUGUGAAGGGAUUGGGGGCUCCGACUUCCAAUGGGAAUAUUGGCGCCUGACACGUUGCUGGAGCCUUCACUUAUUUGACUGACUCGUUACAAGUAAUUUAGUCACAUCUCAUUGUUAAAAGAGGAAAGUGUUCAGCCCGGGAUGUUACCCCUGCCCGUGUCUGGCUGCUGCUGAGGGAUGAGCCCACUAAACCUGACUUUAAAUCCACACUGAAACAUGGGGUCAACCAUUUGCACAGGGGGGGAGCUUUGUCAGAUGGACUUCAACGCUACUGUCGUAGGAUUAAUGGUGAUGAAAUAAUUUUGGUGAGUUAGGAAGAUGGAUCCAGGUGAGCCAUGAGAAUCAUGUUAUGACAACCUGUCUGGCUCAUCCUUCUCGCAGGACGUAGGGGCCAAGGUCGAUGAGCCUGACGAUGGUCACACUCCGUUGGAGUUGCUUUCAUCGCUGCCCUUGCCCAUCAUCCAUCUUUGCAGCCAUGAAUCGACAGGCUGCCCAGCUGUCUUACCACUAUAAGUCAUUCUGUGGGGACUAUGAAAGGGUCGAGACUGCUCUUGAAAGACUGGAAGCCAGCGGCUACUACUGGAGCACCUUGUCUGGCACAGAAGCAAAAAAUCUCCUAUCUGACCAGCCUGUCGGAUCCUUCCUUAUUCGAGACUCUUCAGAUCAUCACCAUCUUUUUACUCUCAGCCUUCGCACAUCUGCCGGAAUCACAAACCUGCGAAUUAAGCUUGAGGGUCCUUCCUUCUAUCUGGAGACAGUGGCAGGGGCAGAGACUCCUCACACAUUUCCUUGUGUGGUCAAACUGGUGGAGCAUUAUAUGCGACUUACAGCGACUGGAGAAUCUGACUCCAACCUGUGCUACAUUGAAGGGAACGACCAACCCGUUCCUCUCAUGCUUACACAGCCAAUGAAUUGCAAAGUGGUUUCCCUUCAGUAUUUAUGUAAAAGGACAGUUGUAGCAAACAUGCCAUCUGAAGCUUCUUCUUCAGGAGAAAACAUGGAGGAGCUACCGGUGUCUAAAAUGCUUAGAAAUGCCUUUAGAAACUAGAUAGACCCAUGCAUUUUUUUUAAGGAGGGGCAUUAAAGAAUUUCUAGAUCAGAAGAUGCCGAUCCAUUUCUUAUCUAAUCACAGUUUAACAUUGAAUGAAGUCGUUUUUUUCUUCUGAACACAGAAUACUCAAGAGAAGACAAAGACCUUUACCUGCCCGAACCUCAGAAUACUGAACAGAGAGCCGGAAAAUACUUUCCAAGGAUUUUCUAAUGUUGUAAAGAACAGUAGUGAAUUUAUUUCCUUGUGUGUUAUUAUGAAUUUUGUGGAAACCCUAGUGGCAUUUUAUGGAGAUUCUUAGUAUUAUUAAUGUAUCAAUGUUUCUCAGCCAGUAGGAUAAAGAAACGAGGACUGUGACACAACGGAAAAUAAGCUUAUAGGGAAAUGAGCACUAGAAGGCUCGAACUUAAUUGGCCGAAUAACAGCUAAUAUUUAAGAUAUUCAACCAACUGGCCUCUGGGCUGAUCAGUGUUUUAUUCAGAAAAUUGGUCUGAACGGUCAGUUUGCAUGAUCCAGAUGAUCAGUCCAAGGCCCAGUUGACUGGAUCAAUAUGUAAGUGUGGCCUAAUUUUAUUACAUGUUGGCUAAUGGCCCCAUAUAAUUGUAAUGGAGAGUUGCUAACCAUUAUGGUGGUUUGUUUUGGGUGUUCACCUCUGGUGCUUGCUUGGGACUCGCGUCUAGACCAACCCUUAUACAGUUUGGUUGAAAAAGACCAGACCAUUGCAUUUAACCAACAUACACCGUGGGUUGGUACAUAUGAUUUUCACCUCAUGCACAGAAGGAAAUUAGCUUAUUGCGUAUAAAUGUGCCAUUAACAUAUGUUUAACAUAUUAGAGAAUCCAUGCACAUCAUAACUGACGAACAUGUACAACCGCAUACCAUAUACUUCCACUAUAGACAACAUAUUCGGACAUACCCUCUAAAACAAUCUGUUAAACUGCAUUUACCUCCCAUCGUGUAUUAGAAUAAAAUAUUUGAUUUCCUUG